UCGCCCACUUAGCCCAGCCCCCGUCCCCCCAGCCUGUUGUGCAUAAUGGUACAGUCCACGACACACGUGCGCGCCAAAGUUUUGUAGCAUUGGCAGCAAGCAUGGCUCCGAAGACAGGUCGCCGUGGAGUGAAGCGCAGGGCGGAGGAGGCAGCGGAGGAGAGAGUGGAGGUGGAGGAGAAGAAAGAGAGAGGAGGAGAGGAGGAUGGCGCAGCAGGCCAGAGAGUGCUCAUUGAACACUGUAAGAGCUGACGAGUGUAUGGGCGUAACGCCGAGGCGGUGAAAGCCGCCCUCCUGGCUGCCCACCCUGACCUGACCGUGGUCCUCAACCCUGAGAAGCCCCGCAGGAACAGCUUUGAGAUCACUCUGGUGGACGGUGGGAAAGAAACAACCCUGUGGACUGGAAUAAAAAAAGGUCCACCUCGCAAGUUAAAGUUCCCUGAAAGUGAGGUUGUUGUUGCUGCUCUGAAGAACGCUCUGGACACAGAGUAGACACCGAGUGAAGGCCAGCGUCCUGACUGUGUGACUCCUGGGAGCAGAAUGAUGAGGAGCGACCAACGGGAUGUUCCCAGUCUCUCCUCUGAUGAGCCAGGCUCCACGCUCACAUGAACUGGACACAGGCUGACACCUAGUGGUGCAUCUGAAACAUUACCUCAUGACCAACAUUUACUGUCCUGCUGCUUUUAAUUGUGUGCGUGUUUUUUUCCAUUUCCCAUCUGUGUAUUUUUUUAGAUUUGUCAGUAAUAAACUUUUUUUUCUGCAUGAAAAUUCCA
Messenger RNA from Myripristis murdjan (pinecone soldierfish), 772 nucleotides. RefSeq names its product selenoprotein H-like. Lineage: Eukaryota; Metazoa; Chordata; Actinopteri; Holocentriformes; Holocentridae. Gene Ontology annotation, cellular component: Golgi apparatus. The record is from RefSeq and is a predicted model, not a curated record. The transcript has 5 exons.